AUGUUGUCUCAACAAGAAAGAAAGGAACGGCAAGCCAAAAUUGACGAAAACAAGAAAAAAGCUAUAGAACAAAAUCGAAAAAUGAUGGAUACUCCAAUUAGAAGAUACCAAUUUAGAGCUGAGGUGAUAAAAGUUUGCUUGUAUGUUUUCUUUCCUGUGGCUGCUGUUUGGAUUUUUAAUAGCACUUUUGUGGAAGGAAAAAUGGUAAGUUGGAAAUUUUGUGAAAAAUAAAUUUUGGAGGGUAAAGACUUGCGGACACUAUUUUUUGCGAAAUUUUGGCUCUUGUCCAGAUUACCGUACAAUGAAAUAUUUAUGGGCUCGAAUAAAUUUUUAUGUGUCCAAUCGAUGUCGAUAAGUAUCCGGUUCUGUGUGUUAGAACCUUUACCCUGGAUGAGCAGAGCUUUCUAUUCCCAUAAAUUUUAUGGUAUUAAAUUGAACCGAGUACU
Molecule: messenger RNA, 446 nt
Organism: Meloidogyne enterolobii
Lineage: Eukaryota; Metazoa; Nematoda; Chromadorea; Rhabditida; Meloidogynidae
Source: the annotation of a GenBank genome assembly